CAGGGCAGCGAUGCUCCAAAACAAACAAGACGUCAUCAGCGAGCGACCCGCCGCACAUGGCAGCCUGCUGAAGUUUUGACGGGACUUGCUAAAGGCUCAGCAUGGCCAGGCAGUGGUCUGAAGGCCACUCCACACCCAUCCUGUGUGUCGGGGCGUCUCCAGCCCCUGAGGGUCUCCUUGCUUCAGGCUCUGAGGGCGGAGAGGUCACGGUGUGGAGCCAGGAGGGAACCAUCAUAGGCCACCUCCGUCUUCAUGGUGAAGACGACUGCACGAGUGUUGUGUUUUCACCAGCAGCUCCGGGCCAGCUCUACGUGUCACAUGGAGAUACAGUGAGUGUACUCGAUCCCAGAAACCUGAAGAGCCCUGCUGAGGAGUUUCAUGGUGCAGGGGAGGAGGAGAUCAAUGCUUUGGCACUGAACGACACAGGUUCAGCCCUGGCAGUGGCUGAUGACUCUGGGGCAGUCCGUGUUCUGGAGUUUCCUGGAGGAAAAGUGUGCAGAACUCUUCGUAGACACACCAACAUCUGCUCCUCCGUGGCUUUUCGGCCUCAGAGGCCCAACAACCUGCUGUCUGCUGGACUAGACAUGCAGGUGAUGCUGUGGGGGCUGCAGAAGACACGUCCGCUUUGGACCCUGAACCUCCAGGAUGUAGCAGAGGAAGAAGACGACCAUCAGCAGCGUCCUGGUCAGCUUUUCAACCCGCCACUGGUCCACUGUGUUUCUGUGGCGAGCUGUGGAAACAUUGUGGGUUGUGCAGCAGAGGACGGGCGUGUGCAUCUGAUGCGGAUCGGCAGUGGCUCUAAACUGGAACAGCAGGGAGCAGUCAAGGCUCACAGUCAGGGAGCCUCACAAGCUCACUUUGUUAACUUCCUUUCCCACCCUUACUGGCUGGUCACUGGGGGGAACGACGGCCAGGUCGCCCUGUGGGACCUCAGUAAGCACCCGGUGGUGACACCGGAGGCAAAGGCUAAAACUCGAGUGACAGCACCCCCACGCAGGAAGGGAAAGAGCAAGGCAAAGAGGAAAGAACAAACACAGGAUAAAGCAAAGACCCCAGAGAAAGAAGAAAAAGAAGUGGAGGAUGAAGUGGCAGCAGGUUCAGAGGAGGUGAUGGAGGAGAAACCUGGCCCCAAACUGAGCAUCAAUCAUGAGGACAAGGUGAACUGGUUGUGCCCCGCUGUGCUGAAAGGGGAGCCCAGCGUGGUAGUCGCAGAUCAGAGCUCCAGUCUGACGGUCUACCCUCUGUCUCAACUAUAGAUCCACACACUUUACAACAUGAUCUGUUAUCUUUAGUUUUGGUCUUGCCUUUUUUUUUGUUGAUGCAGUUUACACUCCACACUGUUGAGCUGGUAUCAUCAUAAUCUGGUCUAAAUGGUGGUUGGAUUAAUAUUGUGUCAGUCGGAUCUUUAAAGGAUCAGUGUGUAGGAUUUAGCGGCAUCUAGCGGUGUAGUUGCAGAUAUCGCCAGAGACCACGAAAGGCCAGAGCCAGUGUUUGCUUAGUCCAUUCUUUAGAAGAGGACCUGCAGCAUCUGUAGUCUUAUUUUCAGGUGAUUAUAAACUAAUAAAAACGUAGAUAUGCAUGUUUUCUAGAAUAUUCUGUAAAUAGAGGCUCCUAAAUCUUACACACUGGACCUUUUAUAAGCUUCAACUGUGGGCAGAAACCAAACAUAACAUGCAGAACCAGUACAGGGAGCUAAGUCUUUAAAGAAGCAGACAAACAAAAAUCUGAUUUGUUUGAGUACAUGGGUAAUUGUUUUUUGGAUCUUGUACUCUUGGUUUUGUGCGUGUGUGUGUGUGGUCCUAUAAAAGAUGUCAUCCUUCUUUGAAAUAUAUUUUGCUAUAUAUGAAUGCAUUUUUGUGGAUUGUAAAAUUACCACAUUAGACAGAAGAAAGUUGCAUGUUUAACAGAGUCUGCGGUGCUUUUUAUAGAGUAAAAACACAUCCCAAUCCAAACCAGGUGCCACAAACAAAGACAAAAACACAGAGCAAACUGAAAACUGUGCCCAAGACGGAUUUAAGAUUUGUUUCUGUGCGUGUUAAUGAUUAAAUCUUGUUUGCAGCUGAAUCUGUUGAACACCAGACUGACACUGAUCUGUCCUCUGCUUUUUUUUGCCGUCACCAUCGAGCAUAGAAAAGUUUUGUUUUGUAAACAAGCCAGAAAACAAAGUCUCAAUAAAUUCAUACAUUCAUUGCAAAUGCACUG
This is a messenger RNA of Larimichthys crocea (large yellow croaker), 2202 nucleotides long. RefSeq names its product WD repeat domain 53 (gene wdr53). NCBI's taxonomy places the organism in Eukaryota, Metazoa, Chordata, Actinopteri, Sciaenidae. Gene Ontology annotation, molecular function: protein binding. The record is from RefSeq and is a predicted model, not a curated record. The transcript is spliced from 3 exons. Bases 102 to 1256 code for a protein of 384 amino acids.